This is a messenger RNA of Ylistrum balloti, 3546 nucleotides long. RefSeq names its product cytoplasmic dynein 1 light intermediate chain 2-like. NCBI's taxonomy places the organism in Eukaryota, Metazoa, Mollusca, Bivalvia, Pectinida, Pectinidae. The record is from RefSeq and is a predicted model, not a curated record. The transcript has 12 exons. Bases 20 to 1462 code for a protein of 480 amino acids. Gene Ontology annotation, biological process: microtubule cytoskeleton organization; microtubule-based movement. Gene Ontology annotation, molecular function: dynein heavy chain binding. Gene Ontology annotation, cellular component: cytoplasmic dynein complex; centrosome.
GGGCAUAUUUCGGACCAAGAUGGCGCCCGUAGGCGAGAGAAACGAGAAUAUGGGUGCGAUAGCGGGCGAUGAUGACGAUAAUGAAGCUCAGAAUCUUUGGGCCACCAUCUUGGGAGAAGUCCAGUCAAGUUCUGCAUCAAACCUUCCUUCAACAAAAUCAGUAUUAUUACUUGGAGACAAUGAAAGUGGAAAAACAACUCUAGUAGCAAAAUUACAAGGUGUAGAAGAACCAAAGAAGGGCACAGGUUUAGAGUACUACUUCAUAGAUAUAAAAGAUGAAUACAGAGAUGAAAAAGCUCGAUUAGGAGUAUGGGUGUUAGAUGGUGACCCCAGUCACAAUGGUUUACUCAAAUACUGUAUAACAAAGGACAAUUUUGAACAUAAUCUAGUCUUAUUAGUGGCAUCCAUGUCUAAUCCAUGGUCAAUUAUGGAGUCUCUUGAGAAAUGGACAUCUGUUCUCCGAGAACACAUUGACAGGCUCAAACUACAGCAUGAGGAUCGCAGAGAAUAUGAGGAAAGUUUGGUGAGGUUCUUCCAGGAGUACACCGAGCCAGAGGAGGGUCAGACUUCACAGUCUGUUGUCGCUCCUCGGCGAGAUGUGAACCCCCUCCAUCCCUCUGCCUCUCAUACAGAGGAAGACAGAGUGUUACUACCCCUCGGAGAAAAUACUCUGUCACAGAACCUAGGUAUUCCAAUUGUAGUGGUCAUUACCAAGACUGAUGCAAUAUCAACACUAGAGAAAGAGCAUGACUACAGAGAGGAGCAUUUUGACUUCAUCCAGCAACACAUAAGGAAAUUCUGCUUACAAAUUGGUGCUGCCUUAGUGUACACGUCGGUGAAGGAAGAUAAAAACUGUGAUUUGUUGUAUAGGUAUUUAGAACAUAGAAUAUAUGGAUUCCCCUUCUCACAACAGGCAUAUGUUGUAGAAAAAGACAGUGUAUUUGUUCCUACUGGCUGGGAUAAUGAGAAGAAGAUCAAGAUUUUAUAUGAAAACCUGAGCAGUAUGAAGGCUGAGGAUUGUUAUGAAGAUGUUAUAGUGAAACCAAUGACAAGAAAGCCUGUGCAACGGGAUGCUGAGGUAAUAGCUGAAGAUGAACAAGUUUUCUUGGUGAAACAGCAAAUGCAGUUGAGCAAACAGCCAGCACCUGGUGCUGCUGGAGAGUCACCUCUACGACCACCAGCAGCUGCGACCAACAAGCAAAGUACAUCACCCCGACCAACAACCCCUCAGGCCAGUAGUUCUCCUAAAAAGCUGGAUGGCAAGAAUCCUCAGAACACCAGUGAAGGGAUGUUGGCAAACUUCUUCAACAGUCUACUGAACAAGAACACACGCACACCUGUCCCUACAAAAGCAGACAAGGCUGCUGUAACACGGGAUGCCACAGCUGAGCUGGAGAGACUGACACGAUCAAAGAAAACACCUGAGGUGAAACCAAAUGGACCUGACAGUGCUGCGUCCUGAUCUUGUAGAGAGAUGCGAGGACAACUGACCAUACACCAAAGUAGUACAGAUCCACACCAAGCCCUCUACAGCCAGACAAUAUUUCGACAAUAUCAAGAUUUUGCCACUGCCUCUUAAAUCAUCUUUGGCGACUUUCUUGAAUUUAUCUGCAGCCUUUUCAUCAGUGUUGUGUUCAAAAUGACUUUUUAUAAAGUCAAGCAGACUUAUCAGUUAUUCAAUGAAUGGGUUGUAAGUUAGUCUGGCCCAAUUAUUUUGACAGGUCUAAAGACAAAGCUGUAUUAUGCUGGUGUGUGUAUCUGUGUAUCCAGCCAGGUGUCUGAGAUCUGUGGUGCGCUCAAAGUACACAGAUGUACAAGUUCAUUAAUUAUACAUACCUACUUGACCCUUAAACUAUUCUACAAUAUCUCAAAAUAGAAACAGGAAAGUCCUAUCAUAGCGUUACUAUGGUGAAUUAAACUUGCAUCCUGGUAAGUUAGUAUAACACCUGUUUAAUUAUACAGGGUACAGUAAUAAUGUACUGUUUAAAGAGUCCCAGUGUUUGGAGACGUCCUAUAUUAUUAUAGGCUAGGAUACCUGUAUUAGUAGAUAUUGCAGAAUUUGUUAAUAAAUCUGCCAUCUUUUCGUAGGGGUCCUAUAUAUUGGGAUAUAUCUGGCUGAUCACUUGGGAUAUAGGAAAAAUUACUCCCUGUUCAGUGAUUCUGAAAUUAAGAAGAAAGACUGGUAUACUUUCUUUUCAGAAGUUAGGAAAAUAAACCUGUACAGUGUUGUAAAAUUUUUAAUGUUUAUUGAAGUAUGCAUGUGCUCUAUAUGUCCCCAGAAAUAGAUGAUUAUAUGUUGAAAAGAAUUAUCACUGAAAGCUACUAUAACGCCAACUGUUAUGCACAUGUGAUACACAAACCUGUACAUGAUGUUUUAUUUAUUUAUGUGUGUAUAGAUGAGAUAUGACAUGUUACCCCCUUGUUUUAAACAAGCCCUGCACUCAGUAUUUGUGAAUCAGAAAAUACUUGGAAACAUGGUUCUUUUUUUAGACAUGGUUCUCCCUGUAUUUAUGGAGAGAGAAGUAGUGUCCCUUGAAAAUAUUGUAAAACAUCUUGAUUUUUUGACAAUGUCAUGGAUAAAAGAGAACCCCCUCUCCACCCCUCCUCUGCACCCCACCCCCUUCCCCUUCCCUGAACUCAUCCACCCCAAAUGUCAAAUAUAAAAUAAACUCCCUUUUCCCCUUUUUGCAAAUCUGUAUAUUUGUAUAGUGUGCACAUGUACUACAGUUUGUGUGAGUACAAUGUUUAAAAUCUUAAACACAUACUUGUGUGUCACGAAAGCUAAAAGAACAACAUCGAAAAAAAUGUUUCCAACUAUUUUCUGGUUUACAAGACAAUAUGCUUAUUUUGGCUGAGCUUUCAUGACUUCAUCAUUUGCUGUAUAUGUUUGAAUUCCCCAUCUAUGUCACUUGUUCUCCUAUAAGUGACUGGUACAUGUGUAUUGAUGAAAUAAUUGUAUAUCCUAUAAAGCAAUGAUAUCAGUGUAAUUAUAUGGUAGACUAUCAGUUGUUUCCUGACUUAUAAGAGUAUUAGGAGGUAAUUACAGCAUGUAAGUAUAUUAUAUACUGUAUGAAAUACCAGGAGCACAAUGUAAAUUUUAAGAUGUGUUAUGAGGUAUACACCGUGUUAUCAGGUAUACAUUCUGAAAUAUCAUGUUCACUGUUUUAUCAGGUAUACACUCCGAAAUAUCAGACAUACACCCUGAAAUACCUGGUAUACUCUGUUACCAGGUUUACUCUGUGUUACCAGGUAUACACUCUGAAAUAUCAGUCAUACACCCUGAAAUACCUGGUAUACUCUGUUACCAGGUUUACUCUGUGUUGCCAGGUAUACACUCUGAAAUAUCAGACAUACACCCUGAAAUACCUGGUAUACUCUGUGCUAUCAGGUUUACUCUGUGUUACCAGGUAUACACUCUGAAAUAUCAGACAUACACCCUGAAAUACCUGGUAUACUCUGUUACCAGGUUUACUCUGUGUUGCCAGGUAUACACUCUGAAAUAUCAGUCAUACACCCUGAAAUACCUGGUAUACUCUGUGCUAUCAG